This is a messenger RNA of Pseudocercospora fijiensis CIRAD86, 1059 nucleotides long. RefSeq lists its product as uncharacterized. Bases 1 to 1059 code for a protein of 352 amino acids. Gene Ontology annotation, biological process: L-serine catabolic process; L-threonine catabolic process. Lineage: Eukaryota; Fungi; Ascomycota; Dothideomycetes; Mycosphaerellales; Mycosphaerellaceae. The record is from RefSeq and is a predicted model, not a curated record. The transcript has 3 exons. Gene Ontology annotation, molecular function: pyridoxal phosphate binding; L-serine ammonia-lyase activity; threonine deaminase activity.
AUGGCCAAAGCUGUAUCAACAAAGAACCCAUGGAUCGAGACACCUUUGAUAUGGUCUCGCACGUUAUCUGAAGCAGCAGGAUGCAGAAUCUACCUCAAAUUAGAGAAUGUCCAACCUUCCGGAUCCUUCAAAAGUCGUGGCGUUGGCAAUUAUCUGAAGUCACACCUGUCAGCUGCCCCUACGGAUGACUCAAAAGCGAAUGCUAUCGCCACUAAUGGGGUAUCUGCCAAGCCUCACUUUUUCUGCAGCUCUGGCGGCAAUGCUGGACUCGCAUGUGUGCAUGCCGCAGUGACACUUGGUUGUCCUGCUACCAUCGUUGUGCCAAUGUCGACGUCGGACUAUAUGAUCGGAAAGCUACGAGCAGCUGGAGCUACCGAGGUGAUCCAAAACGGCUCUUCGUGGGUCGACGCUGACACUUUCCUAAGAGAAGAAGCUCUGCCAGCCGCGAAGGCCAGAAGGGAAAAUGCUGUAUACGUGCCCCCUUUCGACGCACCUGAGAUAUGGACUGGCAACUCCACAAUCGUCGAUGAGAUCGCACGUCAAAUGUCAAAAGAGUUGAGACUACCAGACGCCAUUGUCUGCAGCGUCGGUGGCGGAGGCCUGUUCAGUGGAAUCAUGCAAGGUCUGGACAAUUAUGCUGCACUUAGCUCUUCAACGAAAGUCCUAGCUGUGGAGACGAAAGGCGCAGACUCCCUUGCACAGUCCAUCGAGAAGGGUGAGCAUAUUACUCUUCCGGCGAUCACCAGUAUAGCCACCACCCUUGGCGCACGUAAAGUAGCCAAAAGGGCGUACGACUACGCAUCGGACAAGAGCCGCGUCACUACUGCUGUCCUUUCGGACGCCGAGGCGGUCGAGGCAUGUAAAAGGUUUGCAGACGAUGAGCGAAUCCUGGUAGAGCCGUCGUGUGGCGUGGCGCUUGCGACUGCCUACAGUGGCAAGCUUCGUCAGCUGCUACCGCAUCAUCUAAAGCCUUCUAGUCAGGUAGUCAUUGUGGUAUGUGGUGGAUGCGGCCUCUCUCUUGAGAUUCUUGCAAAUUACAUCAAGCAGGUUCUCGAAUAG